Molecule: messenger RNA, 1095 nt
Organism: Zonotrichia leucophrys gambelii
Lineage: Eukaryota; Metazoa; Chordata; Aves; Passeriformes; Passerellidae
Gene: TGFA
Product: transforming growth factor alpha
Exons: 6
Coding region: 77-565 (162 amino acids)
Biological process (GO): positive regulation of cell population proliferation; positive regulation of mitotic nuclear division; epidermal growth factor receptor signaling pathway
Molecular function (GO): epidermal growth factor receptor binding; growth factor activity
Source: RefSeq, a predicted model, not a curated record
CCCGCAGCGGCCCCGCCGCCAGCGCCCGCCCGGCCCGGCCCGGCCCCGGCCCCGCUCGCUCCGGUGCAGCCCCGCCAUGGCGGGCGGCCCGGCCGCGCUCGCCCUCGGUGUCCUGCUGGCCACGUGCCACGCGCUGGACAACAGCACGGCCGGCCGGAGCGCCCCGGUGGCGGCGGCGGUGAGGUCGCACUUCAACGAGUGCCCGGACUCGCACCGGCAGUUCUGCUUCCACGGCACGUGCCGCUUCCUGGUGCAGGAGGAGAAACCCGCCUGCGUGUGUCACUCGGGGUACGUGGGGACGCGCUGUGAGCACGCUGACCUGCUGGCCGUGGUGGCAGCCACCCAGAAGAAGCAGACCAUCACUGCCCUGCUCGUGGUGGCCGUGGUGGCCUCGGCCCUGCUCGUCACCGUCUGCGUCCUGGUCCACUGCUGCCGCCUGCGGAAGCGCUGGCCCUGGCCCUGUCCCUGUCCCGGUUGGUGCCGCGAGCCCGGAGCCGGCCCCGAGAAACCGGGGGGGCUGCUCAAGGGGGGAGCGUCCUGCUGCCACAGCGAGACAGGUGUGUGACAGACCCGGGACCACCUGGGGACACCUGGGGACACCCCAGGACCGUCCCCUCCCUCCUUCGGAUCCUUUUUGGGGCGUUUUCCCCUUUUCCCGCCGUUUCCCCGGGGUCUCCCUCGACUCUCGGGUCGUUUUCCCGGGACUUUUCAAACCCGAAUAUUUGGGAUUUUAACCCAAACCCCCGCCAGGAUGGGGAUUUAUUUUUCUACAGAAAAGAAAAAAAAAACCCCAAGCCCGGCUCAUUUUUGGGGACAAAUCCCCAGCUUUUUAUUAAUAAUAAAUGAAUUUAAAUCCCAGGAAACCUCCUCAGGCUGGAGGCACAGCCUUAAUUCCCCCUUAGUAACCAACCCAGAGCUUUUCCCUCUGUUUUGGGGUUGUUUUUGGGGUUGUUUUGGGGUUUUUUGGUUUUUUUUUAAAGUCAUGGUUACUCUCAUGUCUUCUGUAUAUGUUGCACUGAAAGUUAAUAUUUAAUGUUUUAAUUUAUUUCGCCUGGUUUAAAUUAAUUUUGAUUCCUAUAAAGAUGUUCUUGUCAU